Molecule: messenger RNA, 1854 nt
Organism: Raphanus sativus (radish)
Lineage: Eukaryota; Viridiplantae; Streptophyta; Magnoliopsida; Brassicales; Brassicaceae
Product: glutamate--glyoxylate aminotransferase 1
Exons: 13
Coding region: 199-1722 (507 amino acids)
Biological process (GO): photorespiration; biosynthetic process
Molecular function (GO): pyridoxal phosphate binding; L-alanine:glyoxylate transaminase activity; glycine:2-oxoglutarate transaminase activity
Source: RefSeq, a predicted model, not a curated record
CAUUUGUAAUCUGCUUCACCUAAUAUUUUUUAUUUAAGUUUUUUCUUAAAGACACACACUUUCGAGUUUUAAUACAAUAGUGCUCUCACCCACUCCUCUUGCUUUGGCUCUCGAACGUGACUGACCAUCCACAGAGAGAGCCUUUAGGGGGGGUCUCACAAGAUUUGAGCUUUUUUGAAGGUGUGAGAGGAGAGAGAAAUGGCUUUAGAGUACGAACUUCUGAAUGAAAACGUGAAGAAGUGUCAGUAUGCGGUCAGAGGUGAGCUCUAUCUCCGCGCUUCUGAGCUUCAGAAAGAAGGCAAAAAGAUCAUUUUCACAAACGUUGGGAACCCUCAUGCUUUAGGACAGAAGCCAUUGACUUUUCCUCGCCAGGUGGUUGCGCUCUGUCAAGCACCGUUUCUACUAGAUGACCCAAAUGUUGGAAUGCUUUUUCCAGCUGAUGCUAUUGCCAGAGCUAAGCAUUAUCUUUCCUUGACUUCUGGCGGUUUAGGUAUCAUCAUUAUCUUCACCAAAAACUCAUUACUUUAUCCGGUUAUCAAAAAAGUUAUUUUGCUUCUCUCUCUCUCUGUGUUAUCAGGUGCUUACAGUGACUCAAGAGGCCUUCCAGGAGUUAGGAAAGAGGUUGCAGAGUUCAUUCAAAGACGUGAUGGCUAUCCAAGUGAUCCGGAACUCAUAUUUCUCACUGAUGGAGCUAGCAAGGGUGUGAUGCAGAUCCUGAACUGUGUUAUACGCGGUGAGGGAGACGGGAUUCUAGUUCCGGUUCCACAGUAUCCACUCUACUCAGCCACCAUAUCACUCUUAGGUGGCUCUCUUGUUCCUUACUAUCUCGAUGAGUCUGAGAACUGGGGACUUGAUGUCAACAACCUUAGACAGUCCGUUGCUCAGGCUCGUUCUCAAGGCAUAUCAGUAAGGGCAAUGGUGAUCAUUAACCCUGGGAACCCAACUGGUCAGUGUCUAAGCGAAGCCAACUUAAAAGAGAUACUGAGGUUCUGUUACAACGAGAAACUGGUUCUUCUGGGAGACGAAGUUUAUCAGCAGAACAUAUACCAGGAUGAGCGUCCCUUUAUCAGCUCCAAGAAGGUUUUGAUGGAGAUGGGUUCGCCGUUCAACAAGGAAGUCCAGCUUGUGUCUUUUCACACUGUCUCUAAAGGUUAUUGGGGAGAGUGUGGACAGAGAGGUGGAUACUUUGAGAUGACUAACAUCCCUCCCAGGGUUGUUGAAGAGAUAUACAAGGUUGCUUCAAUUGCUCUCAGCCCCAAUGUCUCUGCACAGAUCUUUAUGGGUUUGAUGGUUAGUCCUCCAAAGCCUGGAGACAUCUCAUAUGAUCAAUUUGCCCGUGAAAGCAAGGGGAUUCUUGAAUCUUUGAGAAGAAGAGCAAAGAUCAUGACUGAUGGAUUCAACAGCUGCAAGAACGUUGUCUGCAAUUUCACAGAAGGUGCAAUGUAUUCGUUUCCUCAAAUACGGUUACCAACGGGAGCUCUCCAAGCUGCGAAGCAAGCAGGAAAAGUGCCAGACGUUUUCUACUGUCUCAAGCUCUUAGAAGCCACAGGAAUCUCCACAGUUCCUGGCUCUGGAUUUGGACAGAAAGAAGGUGUGUUCCAUCUGAGGACAACGAUCUUGCCUGCGGAAGAGGAGAUGCCGGAGAUCAUGGAUAGUUUCAAGAAGUUCAACGACGAGUUCAUGACUCAGUAUGAUAAUGGCUUUGGUUAUUCCAGAAUGUGAUUUACUUUCUUUCUCCUUUCUUCUUCUUGUUAUGAUAUGAUGGAACAAACCUAUUGUGUUCUGCUACACUCUUUAAAGCUAAAUCUCUGUAGUACUCUUCUAUUUCUAUAAAACUCUUCCAUGUCUCCUCUA